Molecule: messenger RNA, 1776 nt
Organism: Penicillium brasilianum
Lineage: Eukaryota; Fungi; Ascomycota; Eurotiomycetes; Eurotiales; Aspergillaceae
Source: the annotation of a GenBank genome assembly
AUGCGGCGGAAUAAAGCAGUUCCCUGGAAUGUCGCAAUCGACAUGUCAAAUGCGAUGGGCAAAAGCCGACAUGUCAACGCUGUGAGCGGACCGGGGUAUCUUGCGUAUGGCAAGAAAAUCCCUCGGGCUUCCGACAUGGCUCUAGUGCGAGUGCCCGUGGACUACAAGUACGUGGAUGAAACGGCCGAUAUAGCCCGAGGCUACACUCAAGGCGAGGGAUGCAAUGCAUCACCAUCCCCGCCCUUGGCUCCCGAGAGGCGUGCGAGCGAAAGGUCUAUUGACCAUCGGACCCUGACCGAGCCAUCGAUUUCGAGCGAUCCUGUGGGCUCUUAUUCGUCCGAGCGUUGUCUGCCGCCGCCGAAUCGGCCCGAGAGUAGCCAUUUGACUGGGUAUUCUCCAUAUUCCUUGCAUUUGUCCCCGAGACAUCAUUCUUCUAUCUCAUCUGCUUCACCUCAAUUCUCUCAUAGCAGUCAGGCCUCACCUGGGACGACUAGGGACCUGAUCUCCCAUACUGAUAAUGCGUUCGAUUACGGACCCUCUAAUCUGAAUGAACAUGAAGCUUGUUUGAUGCGCUACUUUGUCGUUGAACUUGCACCUUGGUUUGAUUUAUGCGAUGGAGAGAGGCAUUUUGCUUGCACAGUACCCCUCCGUGCUCGAACGUGUCCACCUUUACUGAAUGCUAUCUUUACGGCCUCGGCAAGACACCUGAGCCGAGUCAAAAAAUACUACAAGGGGAACCAAGUCCAUUAUGGUGGCAAGAUCCUUCCAAAUCUCACACCGGAAACCGCCAUUCACUACCACAACCAAUGUAUAGCACACUUUGUCUCUCUGUCAGACCAUUCCCACGAAGCGGCGGAUGAGAAUCUUCUCGCUGCAGCCGUCAUCCUCCGCUUCUACGAAGAAGUCGACAUGCAAUCCAUGGGUGAAGACUCCGAAAGUGCCCUCCGCGGUAUCCAAAUAUUUCUCGAUGCCCAAGCAAUAUCCGCCGUAGCAGGCUGCGGUCUGCGUCAUGCAGCAUACUGGAUUGCCCUCCGCCAAGAAAUCAUUACAGCCUUCAGCAAACAAAGAACCUUCCGCCUCCCUCUCGGUCCCUGCGAACCCUACCGUACCUUUGAACCGGCCGAUGACUACGUUUGGGCCGAUCGACUGGUGAUCCACUGCGCCGACGUGUUACAGUACUGCUUCGGGUCGGAAGAAGAGAAUAUCCCACGGGACACAUACCAGUCAAGUUCCAGCAUGGGCGUGAUAUACCCACCGCCAGCCACGGAUAGGCGCAUCGCGCGCUACGAGGAGCUAGUCGCAUUCGAUACACUCUGGGCGGAAAUGGGCCCGCCUAGUUUUAAACCCAUCUACACACGGGAACCGGAUCGCUCGCGCGGCGAGGUCUUUCCCGAGAUAUGGUAUUUAAACGCCUGCCAUGUCGCGGGGCUGCAAUUCCUCGAGCUGGCGCGCAUCUUGCUCACAGUAUACAAUCCAAAACUACCCCGACUAGGACCCGGACAGCGCACUGCAAUGCGUACGGUGGAUCGGGAGGUACGAGCAAUUGUAUUGAGGCUUUGUGGUACGGCGCUUUCCAAUCAACAUAGCCCGCCGGGACUGGUGAAUGCAUUCGUAGCGGUUGGGAUGUGCGGUGAUCGAUUUACGGAUCGAUUGGAGCAGGAGGCUCUUCUUGGUUUGCUGGUCAAAUUGGAGGAUGAGCAUGCGUAUCCGACGACGAGUACGCGGGAAUUGCUGAAGAGGGCGUGGGGAUGGGAUGGGUAUGAUGCGUCCGAAUAG